Messenger RNA from Gavialis gangeticus (Gharial), 1003 nucleotides. RefSeq names its product heparan sulfate-glucosamine 3-sulfotransferase 6 (gene HS3ST6). Lineage: Eukaryota; Metazoa; Chordata; Crocodylia; Gavialidae. Bases 1 to 747 code for a protein of 248 amino acids. The transcript has 3 exons. The record is from RefSeq and is a predicted model, not a curated record. Gene Ontology annotation, molecular function: [heparan sulfate]-glucosamine 3-sulfotransferase activity.
AUGGAAACUGGCCAGGGCGGCACGCGGGCGCUGCUGGAGUUCCUGCGCGUGCACCCCGACGUGCGCGCCCUCGGCGCCGAGCCCCACUUCUUCGACCGCUGCUACGAGCGGGGGCUGCCCUGGUACAGGAGCCUGAUGCCGAGGACGCUGGAGGGGCAGAUCACUAUGGAGAAAACCCCGAGUUACUUCGUGACCAAGGAGGCACCGAAACGCAUUUACAACAUGUCUCGGGACACCAAGCUGAUCGUGGUGGUGCGCAACCCGGUCACCAGGGCCAUCUCAGACUACACGCAGACCCUCUCCAAAAACCCCACCAUCCCCAGCUUCCAGGCCCUGGCCUUCAAAAACAUCAGCACAGGACUCAUCGACACCACCUGGAGCGCGGUGCGGAUUGGCAUCUACGCCAAGCACCUGGACAGCUGGCUGCAGUACUUCCCCCUUUCCAAAUUCCUCUUCGUCAGCGGGGAGAGGCUCGUCAGCGACCCGGCUGGAGAGAUGGGCCGGGUCCAAGACUUCCUGGGUCUCAAGAGAGUCGUGACGGACAAGCAUUUCUAUUUCAACGAGACCAAGGGCUUCCCCUGCCUGAAGAAACCAGAAGGCAGCAGCCGGCCUCGCUGCUUGGGGAAGUCCAAAGGACGCCCUCAUCCCAAAAUCGACGGGCAAGUGGUCCAGCGCCUGCAGGAGUUUUACAGGCCUUUCAACAUGAAGUUCUACCAAAUGACGGGGCAGGACUUUGGGUGGGAUUGAGCCCUUCCCAGGCUGGUCACGGUAUAAACCACGGGGGGGUGAAGUAGACUUAGUCCACUUAGCAGCUCUGCGAGGGCCACGGCACAUCCUGUGCACUGCCGCGAGGGAUACUACGCUAGGGCGUCCCUGGCGAGCCUUCAGAAGACUUUUCCCCUUGUUCUAAUUUAUAUGGGACGUCUCCCUGGAGAGACACGUACACUUACUGAGUAGAGAGAAAUAUUUAAGAAAUAAUAAUAAUAAUAAUUAAAAAAAAAAA